AUGAGACGUGGAACUGGUGCUUUUAAAUCAAGAGUGGGAUUGCCAGCACCUACUCCUGUGAUUAAUAGUAAAUACGGACUGAGAGAAACAGAUAAACGAUUGAACAGACUUAAAAAGUUGGGUGACAGCAGCAAAAACUCAGACAGCCAGUCCGUCAGCUCUAACACUGAUGCAGAUACCACUCAGGAAAAAGCUAAUGCAACUAACAGAAAAUCUUCAAUUGGUGUAAAAAAGAACAGCAAAAAUAGAACAUUAACAAGACAGUCUAUAUCAAGAAUUCCAGCAUCAUCAAAUUCUACCUCAUCUAAACUAACUCAUAUAAAUAAUUCCAGGGUACCAAAGAGACUGAAAAAGCCUGCAAAGCCUUUACUUUCAAAGAUAAAGUUGAGAAAUCAGUGCAAAAGGCCAGAGCAAAAGAAUGCUUCUAGAAAGCUCGAAAUGGGAAAUUUAGUUCUCAAAGAGCCUAAAGUAGUUUUAUAUAAAAACUUGCCCAUUAAAAAGGAUAAAGAAUUGGAGGGACCAGUCAAAGUUGCAGUCUCUAGUGGAUGCUUAACAAGGCAUGCAGCAAGAGAACAUAAACUGAAUUCUGUGAAAGGUGCUCAUGAGCAUGGUGAUAUACCACCCUGCACAUACAUAACAAGGAGGUCAAUGAGAGCAAGGAUGAAUUUGAAGGAGACCUCUGACAUAAAGCUUGAACCAAAUAUGUUGGAUAGCUAUAAGAAUAAUUUGACCGGAACACAAUCGGACAUGUUAGAGCAGCAGUCUCAUGUGAUAAACAAAAAUGAUGUGGCUCAUGGACCAUCACAUAAAGGGGAAAUUAGGUGCCAGAAAAAUGAUGCAGGCAUGUCAAAAAAGAAAUCUCGACAAGGAAAACUUGUGAAACCAUCUGCAAAAAUAGAAGAAACUGAUACUACGCACAAUACACUUGUGAAAGAUGAAGUACCAGAUUUGAUCAGUUCUCAUUCAGAACACGGAGAGAGGAAUAAUGUGGUGGACACACCUGUUGGCCAUAAAGACUGUAUCCCUGGAUCUGGUGGCUGCUCUGUUGUAACAUCUGACAAUUUUAAAUCAAAAGACAGCUUUAGAACUGCAAAAAGUAAAAAGAAAAGACGAAUCACGAGGUAUGAUGCACAGCUUAUCCUUGAAAAUAGCUCUGGGAUCCCUAAACUGACUCUUCGUAGACGCCAUGAUAGCAGUAGCAAGGCAAAUGACCAAGAAAGUGAUGGAAUGAAUUCUUCAAAAAUAAGCAUCAAAUUAAGUAAAGACCAUGAAAAAGAUAAUAAUUUAUAUGUAGCAAAGCUAAAUAAUGGGUUUAACUCAGGAUCAGGCAAUAGUUCAACAAAAUUAAAAAUACAGCUAAAACGAGAGGAAGAAAACAGAGGGACGUACCCUGAGGACCUUCAUGAAAAUGGUAUGUGUUGCAGUGAAACUCUCUCCCUUUUGGAGUCAAGAAUGGAAGUAGAUGAUUAUGGUCACUAUGAAGAGGAAACAGAUGAAUCUUCAUCAGAAGAGGAUGAUGAAGAGGAAGAUGACUAUGAUGAUGAAUUUGAUGACUUUAUUCCUCUUCCUCCAGCAAAGAGAUUAAGGCUUAUUGUUGGCAAGGAUUCAAUAGAUAUUGAUAUUUCUUCCAGGAGGAGAGAAGAUCAGUCUUUAAGGCUCAAUGCAUAAGCUUAUAGGUCUUAAACUGACCUGGAUGUCAUUUUUUAAAAA
Messenger RNA from Pelecanus crispus (Dalmatian pelican), 1710 nucleotides. NCBI's taxonomy places the organism in Eukaryota, Metazoa, Chordata, Aves, Pelecaniformes, Pelecanidae. The record is from RefSeq and is a predicted model, not a curated record.